GUUGGUGCCGGGAGAAAGUGCGAGAGCGGCGGGUUGGUGAGCGGUGCCGGAAUGGGAAUGUGUCUGCCCUGUCUGGGGGGCGCGGCGGAGGACGUGGUGCAGACGCCCGACCCCGACACAAGAAGGAAACAACUAGCCGAAGCUGCUGAGAAGCGCCAGAAAGAGAAUGUACACAGAGGCAUAAAGAAUCCAGAAUCUGUAGAACGAAAGAAGAAAAAGCAGGAGGAGCUUGAAAAACAGGAGAUGAAUUCCUUAUCUACAGGCGGUGGUGGCGGUGGCCUACGGUGGCAAGUUGGUUAACGAGUCUGAAGAACUGAUGAACAGCUCCAGUAUUGCCAAUGUAGCAUCAACCUUGCCAGCCCUGGUUACUGAGAAGUUCAUGUUCUCUGCGUGGCUUUCAGUGUUGUGUGGUUAGCAAGAUCCAGAAACGUGCCAUGCUGCUUCGCAUUGAAUGUUCUGUACAAACGCUUUCUGUACUCUUACAGAAAAGUACAAUUUUUUUGCAGUAACUUAAAAACCUGAUUAAUGUUAUAUCUGACCAACCCAGUGAUUGUUAAAAAACUGUGAACACUACUUAUAGCUUCUAUGUUGCACAUCCAGAGUCCUUUGCUUUUGUUAGAUUGUAUUAGGUAUUUAUUUUCUACAUAUUGCCAUUAUUUGUAGAGUGUUGAUUGUAGAUUUUUGUAGAUAAUUUUGCUGCAUCUUUAUUAGCCAAGGUUUUUUAUAUUUAUAUAAUAAAAACUCUAAACCUUUGUGCCUUGGAUAUAGUGUGGAGAAAUAAGUGAUAAUUUAUUUUAAUGCUGUAACUUAUUUACUAAAAUAGCAUUAAUUUGGAGCACCUCUUAAUUUGUUUUUUUUCCCUUCCACAAUGUAGACAUUUAUUAAAACCAGAUCACUAUAUACAAAUGUCUCUAAACUAUAUGAACUCAACUCGUUUAGGAAAAAUGCCUUUGUAGUACUAAAUUAUUAAAAAAAAUCUAUUUGUGAUAAUGAAUGAAUGUACUUGCCUUGAAAAUUGAGAUAAAUUGGUUAUUAUAUGUACAUUUAUUAAUACAAGAAAUACUAAUAUAAAUGUCAAAUUAAGUGCAAAUAUGCGGUUACUCAUUGUGUUCCUCAUUUCACCCUGCAAUGUCUUCCAGAGUCAACAGUCUUGAUUUUGCCAGUUUUAAUUUAGCAGUUGACAAGGAUGCUUGUAGUGUAGUAUUCAGAUGCACACAAUUCUGGUUUGCAAAUUUUUUGUAACAGAAUCAUUGCGAUGCUUACACUUUGCAGAUUUGACACUACUUGGAAGGUAAGACCUAUUGAUUGGUUAGAUGGUUCUGAAAAUAUAAAUUGAGAUGUUUAUUGUUGAAAGUGUGGUUGAAAGCUUUUUUUGGCUUAUUGGAAAUAGAGAAGAUUGGGGUGAAGUUAUUAAAGAAUAGCAUUGCACUAUAGGUCAAUGCUUCCCAACCUUUUUUUUGCCCAACACCCCCCGAAAGCACCUUCAUACUUGCCAACGCCCCUCUUAGACACAGUGUAUUUUCCGGUGCCCCCAAAGUAUAAUAAAAAU
Molecule: messenger RNA, 1549 nt
Organism: Mobula hypostoma (lesser devil ray)
Lineage: Eukaryota; Metazoa; Chordata; Chondrichthyes; Myliobatiformes; Myliobatidae
Gene: svip
Product: small VCP interacting protein
Exons: 4
Coding region: 52-300 (82 amino acids)
Biological process (GO): positive regulation of autophagy; negative regulation of VCP-NPL4-UFD1 AAA ATPase complex assembly; negative regulation of retrograde protein transport, ER to cytosol
Cellular component (GO): endoplasmic reticulum membrane
Source: RefSeq, a predicted model, not a curated record